GAGAAAAAAUAUAUUAUAUCGUUUCUAUUGGACUGUGCCCUGCGCAGGCCGAGAUUCCUUCCUUCCUUCCUUCUUCCAUCCAUCCAACCGACACACGAGAGACAGGCGCAGAAAAGUCUCCGAGUCAAGCGCCCGAACGAUGCAUAAGACCGAAAUUGCUCCGUGCUGCGGAGGAGAAGCAGACGGCGAGUUGAAGUGGUGGCGUUCCGGCUUACCGGGCCAACAGGUGGAAGGCAUAUCGCCGCAUCCGCUGCAGAGAGCUGCUGAACCGCAUCGGGGUUUGAAGAAGCUUUGCAGUGACCUCGUGCAUUAGUCGGGAUGGGGAAGAGGAAAUCUGCCAAGGCGCCGCCCAAGAGGGGUGCGGAAAAACUCGCCACGGUUUUCAGCUGUCCUUUUUGCAAUCAUGACAACAGCGUGGAGUGUCGAAUGGAUAGGAAGAAUCAGAUUGGCGAGGCUUCUUGCAGAAUAUGCCAAGAGAAGUUCAGUACUUCUAUUGACGCGUUAAGCGAUCCGAUUGACGUUUAUAGCGAUUGGAUUGAUGAAUGUGAACGAGCCAAUAGUGUAGCUUGAUUCGGCGAUGGACAUGCGCACUUCGGGUACAGCGAUUGGACCCACAAAUGUGAAGAAGCCAUAGUGUUACUUCAGUAAACUGGAACCUAUGGGCAAGGGCUACAGUCACAUGAUGUAUAAACGUAUCUCAGAACACAAUAAUGGCUUGUGUUGUGGUGCAUUUUCCGUUUGGCCAAGGAUUAGUGAAGUAUAAACCCAAAAAUGUCACGGAACCUGAAUUGUAGGGUGCCAAUGACAUGUGGCGUUAUGGAUUGGGGCUUACAAUACAUGCAGACUCCUUGACUUUGCGGAUGAGUUGCCACAAAUGAUAUGUACUAUUUCCAAUAUGCAAGCAGGAAAAACGACUGCCUGUAAUAUCGUACGAGGCGAAAGAACUACCCGACAGUAGAUUGUAUCAGGAUCUAUUCCAGUCUUGACUGACAAGAUGUUUUGAUUUUACUUAUAUGAAUAGUAGCAAUACUCGUUAGUGCUUUAGGGUUUGCAGGCAAUCACUGGUAUACUCACUGCCGCUUGUAAAUUUUCGAUAAUUUCUAUCUAUAAGUUUUGUCUC
Messenger RNA from Marchantia polymorpha subsp. ruderalis, 1120 nucleotides. The record is from the annotation of a GenBank genome assembly. NCBI's taxonomy places the organism in Eukaryota, Viridiplantae, Streptophyta, Marchantiopsida, Marchantiales, Marchantiaceae.